Molecule: messenger RNA, 2920 nt
Organism: Numida meleagris (helmeted guineafowl)
Lineage: Eukaryota; Metazoa; Chordata; Aves; Galliformes; Numididae
Gene: BLK
Product: BLK proto-oncogene, Src family tyrosine kinase
Exons: 13
Coding region: 538-2037 (499 amino acids)
Biological process (GO): cell differentiation; cell surface receptor protein tyrosine kinase signaling pathway; innate immune response
Cellular component (GO): extrinsic component of cytoplasmic side of plasma membrane
Molecular function (GO): non-membrane spanning protein tyrosine kinase activity; ATP binding; signaling receptor binding
Source: RefSeq, a predicted model, not a curated record
UAUCUCCACCCCUGCUACUGGCCCAGAGUGCUCUGAGCUGUGAGCGGGACAAUCUAGAAAACUGAAGGACCCAUAUUUCUCCUCCCCAUUGCAGAUAAGUUUUAACACCCUGUGGAUUCACAGGUGCCUUUCAACUCACAUCAGGCUGAAUGAGAGCAGUUCAGGGCACCUGUUGAGGAGGAGCAUUCUUUUUAAUAUGCCACUGAGCCUUUGCGGAUAACGGUUCUGCUGAGGUGGCCACAUUUCUAACAUUAGCACUAAAUGAGCUGUGUGGUUAUACAACCAGCCCUACAAUAUCUACAAGUGUAAAAACCUGUGUGAUUUGUCAUUCAGCUGUUGUCGACAGGAAGCCACUAACAGCAGCCAACUGACAACGCCAAGAAGAAUUAGGGUUUCUCUUUCUAUGUGCUGUAAGGAUUAAAACUUAUCAAGGGGAGCUUAUGUUCUGAAGUUCUCGCCUUGCAAGAGAUUUUUAAGCUCUGGUGGACAGCUAGGACCAAGUGGGCUAUGAUUUAAUCUGACAAAGGAGUAGCCAGGAUGGGGUUGAUCGGGAGCAAAAACCAGCUGAUGUCCAAUGAGAAAUUUACUUCUGGAAGCAAUCCGAAAGCCAGGAGUAGACCUCCUCCUGCCCCACCCAAAGGCAGACAAUUUAUCAGCCUCUCUCAUCUAAACCAAGCCUCUGCACAAGAUGACAUCAUUGUGAUUGCACUGUACGAUUUUGCUGCUUCAAGUGACCGUGAUCUGGAGCUGGUCAAGGGGGAGAAACUCCAGAUCCUCUCCAACGAGGGGGACUGGUGGCUGGCCAAAUCCCUCCGAAGCGGGAAGAAAGGCUAUAUCCCCAGCAACUUCGUUGCACUAGUAGACAGCCUGGAACAGGAAAAGUGGUUUUUUAAAACUCUGAGCAGAAAAGAUGCUGAACGGCUGCUGUUGUCUUCUGGUAACAAAAUCGGCUCUUUCCUUGUUCGAGAGAGUGAGACCAGCGCAGGUGCCUAUUCCUUGUCUGUGAGAGACAGUGAUUCUGCUCAUGGGGACAUCAUCAAACACUACAGGAUCCGCUCCUUAGAUGGUGGAGGUUAUUACAUCUCCCCAAGGACGACUUUUGCCACCCUGCCAGAGUUAAUCCAUCAUUAUAGCCAGAAGGGAGAUGGUCUGUGCCAGAGGCUCAUGGCUCCCUGCACAUCCCUGGCUCCCCAGAGGCCCUGGGCACAGGAUGAGUGGGAGAUCCCACGGGAGUCUCUGAAACUUGUGAAGAAGCUCGGCAGUGGGCAGUUUGGGGAAGUGUGGAUGGGCUACUACAAGAACAACUUCAAGGUGGCUGUGAAGACCAUGAAGGAGGGCAGCAUGGAUCCUGAUGCCUUCUUAGCAGAAGCAAACUUGAUGAAGAAGCUCCAGCAUAACAAGCUGGUCCGGCUGUAUGCUGUAGUCACAAAGCAGCCAAUUUACAUUGUGACAGAGUACAUGGCCAAUGGGUGCUUGCUGGAUUAUUUGAAGACAGAAGAAGGGAGCCAGCUGAAUCUCCCAAAACUCAUUGAUAUGUCUGCUCAGGUGGCAGAGGGAAUGGCGUACAUUGAGAGAAUGAACUCCAUCCACCGUGACUUGAGAGCUGCCAACAUCCUCGUCUCAGAGACACUCUGCUGCAAAAUUGCUGAUUUUGGCUUGGCCAGGAUCAUCGAGGAUGAAUACUUGGCACAGGAAGGAGCCAAAUUCCCAAUCAAAUGGACAGCACCGGAAGCCAUUAACUUUGGCAUUUUCACCAUCAAGUCUGACGUGUGGUCUUUUGGGAUUCUCUUGACUGAAAUCAUAACCUACGGCAGGAUCCCUUAUCCAGGGAUGACCAACCCCGAGGUGAUUCGCAACCUGGAGCAGGGUUACCGCAUGCCCUGCCCGGACAUGUGUCCAGCUGAGCUCUACAGCAUCAUCCUGAGAUGCUGGCGAAACAAACCCGAGGAGCGCCCGACCUUUGAGUACCUUCAGUCUGUCCUCGAGGACUUUUACACGGCCACAGAGAAGCAGUACGAGGCAGAGCCUCAACCAUGAGCCACCGGCACCUGGGGACAGAGGAAAGCCACCAUCCUGCACAGGUUGGUGAUGGCUCUUGCCAGGAUCUCCCUUUCUCCUGUGUGCUGCCACGAUGGAUUUGGGGAUGGGGAGAAAGGAGGGACAUGAGGGAAGUGGAUGGAGUGACAGCCCCCAGCUGCCGUCCCUCUGCCCCCAGGAAGAGGGGAACACUGCCCGGAGGGUGGCACGGAGCUGCAUGCAACACCACUGCCCCCUCCACACUGCAGGGAGGUGUCCUCUCUGCACCUCCUGAGGCCUCACCAGGCCUCCGAGCUCUGGAUUCAUCCCUGCAUAGGGUGCCAACCCCAAAUCCUUAAUAAAGAACCAGAGAGACCAUUUUCCUUUAUUUUAUUCCGUCGUCAGGAUGGCAGCGUGCUCCUGCAUUUCCCAUUCCUGUUUCCCAGCUCCCUGCAAGGAGGCUGUGCUCUGCUCCCAGGUGGUGGUGACAGGACAAGAGGUGAUGGCAUCAUGUUGUGCCGGGGGGAGGUCAGGUUGGAUGUUAGGAAAGAUUUCUUCUCUCAGAGUGAUGCUGCAGUGGCACAGGCUGCCCAGGGAGGUGGUGGGGUCACCGACCCUGGAGGGGUUCCAUAAACGUGGGGAUGUGGGACAGAGGGACGCUGUCUAGAGCGGCCACAGGCACGGGUUGAUGGCUGGACUGGGUGAUCAUCAAGGUCUUUCCAACCUUGAUGAUUCUGAUUCCUCCUCCCGGCCCACGGAGGAGAAGGGGAGAGGUUCAUGGUGUGGCCACCAGAUGUCCCCACUUCCCCGUGAAUCUGAGGGCUCCGAGCACAGCGGGGAGGGGUAAAAAAUGGUACAGCAAUGUCCAAAACAAAGCAAAAUGGAACGAAAUAAAAAUAAUAAA